CCCGGCACCAACACCGUCGACGAAGAUGACCGUCGCCGCCGUUUGCAGCGGGACGCGUCUCCUCGACUUCGGGUCGGCCUGCGUACGCGAUUUCUGGACGGCCCUCGUCCCUGCUGUGCUGGUGGCACUGCUGUGCAUCGCGUCUAUUCCUCUGCCUUCGCGCACGAAAGGCGUUAUCGACUUCGUGAAGGCGCCUUUCAGGACGUAUUUGACCUUGGAAGAGGCCGAAGCCAUCGACGCGGAAGUAUCAGGCGAGAACGGAACAAGCGCCGAGACGCAGAAGCCGCGGACGCCGUUGUGGAGGACCCUGCUGCUGUCAUGGACAGCGCUGCUGCUGGCGCUCGCAUGGCUCGGUGUGGGAUCGUUCAGGCUGUUCACCCAGGGAUCCCAAAACGCACUGCAUGGGGUUGUUGCCGUAGUUGUGGCCCUAUCUUGGAUAUACGCGGCGGCCAAACCCGCGCUCAACCCAAAGCCGACGCCUCAUUACGGCUUGUUCGCGCUUUACAUCGUAUUCUUUAUCUCCACCGUAUUCGUCCUCGGCGGCUACGUCUACGAUGACAAGGUGGAAGGCGUCCCUCUCCCCGUGACGUCGGUUGUGGUCGAGUCUAUCAACCUCGCACUCAUCCUCCUCCUCCUCAUCGUGCAACUCAAGACCCCGCUCGCGAUCCCCAGCUCCCGUGUCAAGCCGGAAGACAUUGGCCUCUCCGUCUCCGCGGAGGAUUACACCACCCUACUCGGCUGGAUCACCUUCCACUGGGUCUCGCCCCUCAUCAAACGCGGCACCUACAACACGCUCAACGAGUCUGACAUCCCCCGCCUCAGCCCGACGAUGCAAGCCCGCCCCGUGUUCACCAAGUUCAGCCGCAUCCAGCGCAGCUCGCUCCUCCGGCGCCUCUGGGCCGCCAACUCCCUCGACCUCAUCCUCGACUUCGUCCUCACCUUCACCUCCGUCGUCUUCAACUACGCCGGGCCGUUCUUCCUCAAGCGCAUCCUCGAGUCGAUCGACCACCCGGAGGACCCGCGAAGCCGCGCGAACGCGUACAUCUUCGCGUUCCUUGCCUUCGUCGCGACGCUCUGCAAGGCCGAGGCGGAUGUGCAGCACUUGUGGUACGGCCGGCGAGCGGCGGUCCGCGUCCGGUCCGAGCUGAUGACCUCAAUCUACGACAAGGCUUUGAAGCGCAAAGACUUCUCCGGCAUCGUGGACAAGGACAAGGGCAAAGCGGCCGCUAGCCCGGAGGAGGCGAAGAAGAGGGCGAAAGCCAUGGGCAAGGGCAAGGACACCUCGGACGACCCGAAGGCCGGUGCCGACAUCGGGAAGAUCGUCAAUCUCAUGGCUGGUGAUGCGAACCGCUGCGCCAAUUUGGUCAGCGGCGCCUACUUCAUCUACGGCGCCCCCUUCGAAAUCAUCAUCGCCAGUAUAUUCCUCUACCAAAUCCUUGGUUGGUCCGCCUUCGCCGGUUUCACAGUGCUUGUCGCCGGCUGGCCUUUGAACUCGUACAUCGCGCGGCGCCGCAUUCGUAUCCACAAGGGCGUGCUCAACGCACAAGACAAGCGCAUGGGCGUUCUCAACGAGCUUAUCACGUCCAUCAAGCUCAUCAAGUUCAUGGCAUGGCAAGACCGCUGGAUCAAACGAGUGAUGGACGCUCGCGAGGUCGAGAUGCAGUGGAUGAUCAAAAGCCGGAUCAACUCCAUCUUCUUCAGCUUGCUGUGGACGCUCGCGCCGAUAUUGGUGUCGGUCGUGUCGUUCGCGACUUACAUCUACACCGGGCACGAACUGACGGUGCCGGUCGCGUUCACCGCGAUCGCGUUGUUCUCGAUGAUCAGGCAGCCGUUGAACGUCAUCCCGACGUGGAUCGUGCAGGUAUUGCAAACACUCGUGGCGGUUAACCGUAUCGCGACCUACCUCGGCGAGGACGAAGUCAGCGAGCAGGUUUCAUCGCUUAAGAAGAAGGCGGGUCCUCCGGAUGACACGGAGGAAAAAGGCUUGGGCAUCCAGCACGGCUCGUUCCGAUGGAACCAGGUGGAGGAACAGAAGGAAGACAAGCCAGCGUCUCCUACGGAUGAAACGGAUACUGCCGUAGAUAGCGCCUCUGUCAAUGGGCAGAACGGCGAUCAUCGUUUCGAGUUGAAGGAUAUCGACGUUAUGUUCCCCGACGGCGCGCUCAGCGUUAUCACCGGACCCACUGCCAGCGGGAAGACAGCGCUGCUGAUGGCGCUCCUGGGAGAAAUGACGCAGUUCGAGGGGAAGCUCGUAAUGUCCAAGGAUGCAUCGAGGGUCGACGAGCAUGGUAACAUGCGCAUCAUCUCGUACGCCGCACAAUCUCCCUGGUUGAGGCACCAGUCCAUACGCGACAACAUCCUUUUCGGUUACCCGUAUGACGAAGAGCGCUACAACGAGGUCAUCGAAAGCUGUGCGCUCACUACUGACCUCGACAUCUUGGAAGAUGGUGAUGCUACGGAGAUCGGUGCCAGAGGCGUGUCUCUGAGUGGCGGACAGAAGGCGAGAGUGGCGCUCGCGCGUGCAGUUUAUGCCAGGACAAGAUACGUGUUGCUGGAUGAUCCUCUCAGUGCAGUCGACAGUCAUACAGCCCGCGUGCUGUUCGACAAGCUGCUGUGUGGCCCUUUGCUUGCAAACCGUACGGUCAUCCUCGUUACCCAUCACGUGGAACUCGUUCUCCCGGGCGCACAGUAUCUGGUUCGGAUGCUUGACGGACGUAUAGACACCCAGGGCUUCAUCAAAGACCUUCGCGCCCAAGGAGUGCUAGAAGAAAUAACUCACGAUGCCAGUGCGGAUAUCAAGGAGGGAGAAAAGGAAGCCGCUGAGGAGGCAGCUGUGGAAGCCAUCGAAGGAGAGGCUGCACCAGCAACGAAGCUGGAUGAUAAGGCCAAAAAGCCCAGAAAGCUUGUCAAGGACGAGGCCAGAGAGACAGGCAGCGUGAAAUGGCACAUUUACAAUACCUACCUGAAGGCUUCUUCGUAUUGGACCUGGGGGAUCAUCUUCUUCCUGAUCAUCUGCAGUCAGUGCAUGACUAUCGUGGAGAAGUUGUGGAUCAUGACCUGGGGUGAUGCCUAUGGCCGCUCCGACGCAUCGUCGUUUUUCGCGUUCACUUCCUUCGCGACACCGGAGCAUGAGAUGCCGAUGGAAGGGUCUCUUUCUACUCAACAUCUGCACAAUUUCAACCGCGUGCCUACAGCCUCGGGUAUACAGGAUAGGCUUCCAGAUGCGCGCGAGCAUCCGUUCUUCUACGUCGCCGUCUAUGCGUGCAUCGGUUUGACAUCCGCCACGAUCAGCAUUUUGUCGUCGGUAACGAACUUUACUGGUGCGUUGAGGGCAUCUCGUCGACUCUUCAGUCAAUUGUUAGUUAGCGUUGUAUGCGCGACCAUGCGAUGGCAUGAUGUGACGCCCGCUGGAAGGAUGCUGAACCGGUUUAGCAAGGACAUCGACACCGUGGAUUCCUCUCUUGCGGGAUCCCUUCAGGCCGUGAACUCGUCACUUGCAACUUUCUUGGCAUCCGUGAUUGCUGUUACCGUGGUUUUCCCUACGUUCCUCAUCCCAGCGGUGCUCAUCGGCCUUGUGUACCGUCACCUCGCGAUAGGAUAUCUCAACACGGGACGAGACCUGAGACGUAUGGAGUCAAACAGCCGUUCCCCCAUCUUCUCUGGUUUCGGUGAACUGUUGGAGGGUAUUGUCACUGUUCGUGCUUUCUCUGCCGAGAGCAAGUUCUUGAACGACCUUUUCGGAAAGGUGGACAUGACAACGAAGAUGUGGUACAAUUUCUGGAUGACGAACCGCUGGCUAUUGCUUCACUUUGAUGCCCUCGGCGCUCUUGGUGUAUUGAUUACGACGCUCUUCGCUCUAUCUGGAUUGGUUUCAGCCGGCUUAGCAGGUCUUUGCAUCACCUCAGCGAUGUCGUUCACCACCAGCGUAUACUGGGCAUGUCGCUUUUGGACAGCCCUUGAACUUGACCUGAACUCUGUGGAGCGAGUUGUCGAGUAUUUGAAUCUUCCUCAAGAACCUCCAGCAAUCAUUGAAUCACAUCGCCCGCCUGCCUAUUGGCCUUCGAGUACCACUCAGAAUCCGCUCAUCAGCGUGCAAGAUCUCGUGGUACGAUAUGCGCCCGAGCUUCCACCGGUGCUGCACGGAGUAUCAUUCGACCUGAAACCGAGAGAACGGAUCGGUCUCCUGGGACGUACUGGGAGCGGAAAGAGUACGCUCGCAAUGUCGAUUCUCCGUUUUGUCGAUCCGGCCAGCGGCAAGAUCGUAAUCGACGGGAUCGAUAUCUCCACGAUUGGCCUUCAUGACCUCCGUUCAAGACUUACUUUCAUCCCUCAGGACGCGACGUUGUUCUCAGGGACGCUCAGAGAAAACCUGGAUCCGUUCAUCGAACACACGGACGAGGAAUGUCUCGAUGUCCUGUUUAGGGUGCAGAUGAUUACAGAAAGCGCAUACCAAUCCCAGCGCACAUCGAGGGAGGCAUCCCGCGCUCCGUCCAUCCACGAACGUGAGAGUACCAGCGACAGCGGAUCUACCUCCCCGACCAUGAGCACUACGGUUACCGAGGUGGAUGCGAAGACGUCCAUCAACCUGGAUACGCAGGUAUCUCCAGGGGGUACUAACUUUUCUCAGGGGCAGAGGCAACUGAUCGCUCUGGCCCGCGCUCUCCUACGCCGGAGCUCCAUUAUUAUCCUGGAUGAAGCUACUUCGAGUAUCGACUUCGCUACCGACGCCAAAAUCCAGCAGACAAUACGGGAGGAGUUCGGUGAUUCGUUGUUGUUGACGGUGGCCCAUCGUCUGCGCACGGUCAUUGAUUACGACCGCCUGAUCGUCCUCGAUAAGGGUACGAUCGCCGAGUUCGAUACCCCCUACAACCUCCUACAAAAUCCAGAUGGAAUUUUCCGCAACAUGUGUUUGAAGAGCGGGUCGUACUCGGAGUUGGAGGGUGCCGCAAAGGCUAAGGCCGGGCUUUGAAGAUGAAAUGAUUUGAUAUUGGUUAGAAACAUACGGUGAUACGAACGCAAUCAAUGGCUUGGACCUUCGGUUGGCAUUAUGGUCUGCACUCAGGAUCAUUGCAUGAUAAUGUGUUAGGCUGGCAGCACGCCAUUUGCUCCAUGAGACUACAAUGGUUGCAUGGUACAUGUAGCGUUCAUAAUCCCAUUCGUCCUGAAUCCAUAUACCCUCC
Messenger RNA from Punctularia strigosozonata HHB-11173 SS5, 5180 nucleotides. RefSeq names its product multidrug resistance-associated ABC transporter. NCBI's taxonomy places the organism in Eukaryota, Fungi, Basidiomycota, Agaricomycetes, Corticiales, Punctulariaceae. The record is from RefSeq and is a predicted model, not a curated record. Gene Ontology annotation, cellular component: fungal-type vacuole; membrane. The transcript is spliced from 26 exons. Bases 26 to 4969 code for a protein of 1647 amino acids. Gene Ontology annotation, molecular function: ATP binding; ATP hydrolysis activity; ABC-type peptide transporter activity. Gene Ontology annotation, biological process: transmembrane transport.